Messenger RNA from Penicillium alfredii, 216 nucleotides. RefSeq lists its product as uncharacterized. The transcript has 2 exons. Lineage: Eukaryota; Fungi; Ascomycota; Eurotiomycetes; Eurotiales; Aspergillaceae. The coding region runs from base 1 to 216 and encodes 71 amino acids. The record is from RefSeq and is a predicted model, not a curated record.
AUGGCCAAUCCUAGCCAGGCACCAACUGACCCUGUUACUACCCCUAACGCCGUGGCCAGCGCAGAAUUAGAGGUGCCUCCUGGUUCCUGGGCCACCCGAAUCAAAAGCCUCAACUACGUCAAAGCUCGAGAGGGUGAAUGGAAGACGCCUCUCCUGUGCUCUUUGUACGCACUUCCAGCUCAGCGCAAGCCUGUUAUCCGCAGCAAUAUGCAAUAG